Messenger RNA from Sturnus vulgaris (Common starling), 1801 nucleotides. NCBI's taxonomy places the organism in Eukaryota, Metazoa, Chordata, Aves, Passeriformes, Sturnidae. The record is from RefSeq and is a predicted model, not a curated record.
CCCAGAUCCCAACACUUCUGGAACAGCUGGGUGACCUUGCCCAGACUUCCAAAGUCUCCCGAAGGAGCAGAAAUCAUGGAGCUCUUCCCCUGCCUCAUCCUUGCUUGGGUUUUGGGAAUGUGGAGUUGCAGGUGGAAAAGAGGAGCAUUUUCCCAGCGUACUUUGGAAAAGUUGGAUUUGUGAAGUGGGUAAUGGGUCGGGAGCUUUCUCAGGAAUAUUCCUAUGUCAUGCGAGGAGGAGUUAACCAGAGGAAUUUGCUUUGAUCUCUUGGAUCCAGCUGGAAGAACCUGAUAUUUUAUGGAUUUUUGGGAUAUUACUGAGGUCUCUAUGUGCUUCCUAAACCACUUCCAACCUGGCCUUGGACACUUCCAGGUUUAUCUGGAUCGUGGAUUGGGCAACCCUGAGCAUAAGCGUGGCUCUUGCAGCAUUCCCGGCGUGAUAUCCUUGGGAUGUUCCACCUGGAUGAGAGGUAGAAGAGCUGGGAACGAAUAGGACAGCCCAGUUAACGGAACCCAGCGCAGCUGCUCCAAGGACUUUAACAAGCCUGAAUUUCAGUUGGAAACCUACUCCCAGCUGGAUUUGGGAAUUGCUUUGCCUCUUUUUUCGUGUCCCAGGAAUCUGGGAGGAUGGAUACACUGAGGAACCGGACAGUGGAGGAGCUCCGGGAGCUGCAGGAGGAUUCCCAGGAGAUUGAGCGCUUGGCUUUGGAAUCCCAGGAGGUUCAGGAGCUCCAGCUGGAAAGGGAGAUGGCCCUGGCUGCCAACAGGAGCUUGGCCGAGCAGAACCUGAAAUUCCAGGUGCCGCUGGAGACGGGGCGCAGCGACCUCUCCAAGAAAUACCAGGAGCUGCAGGAGCUGGCUGGGAGGUGCAGGGAGCAGAAGGAAAAGCUGGAGAAAUUCUCGGCAGCGCUGCAGCCUCAGACUUUGCUGGAUCUCCUCCAGGUGGAAAGCCAGAAGAUUGAAGAGGAAUCUGAGAAAAUGGCUGAGAAAUUCCUGGAGGGCGAAGUGCCCCUGGAGACGUUCCUGGAGCAGUUUUUUGGGAUGAGGAAGUUGUCCCACCUGCGCCGAGUGCGAGUGGAAAAGCUGCAGGAGAUCGUGAGGAAGUCAGAGGGAUCCCAGGAGCGCACCAGGGACUCUCAGCCUUCAGUUCCUCCUCCUCCUCACGUUCCCACAGAUCCACCAAAACCAUUCCCAUCGGGAUCUCAGGCCUUCCCUCUGCCCUACAGCCCAGCUCCGACCCUUCCACCCGGCCCCAGUGCCCACGGAGCGCUGCCUCCUGCUCCUUUCCCGGGAUCUCCAGCCACUGUGGGACACGUGGCUUCCUCCCAGCCCAGCUCCCAGUCCACCUUUCCCUACCCACUUCCUGCAGCUCCUGGUUAUCCAGCAGCUUCCGCAGCUGACUCUGCGCCGGGGUAUCCCAAAUCCACCUCGGGAGGCUUUUCCUGGUCUCCAUCCCGGGGCCCACCACAGCCCUUGCCCUAUCCUGCUCCCCAUCCCUCUCCUCCCCCUGCCAGACCAGGAUACUCUCCCUACAUCCCACCUGGAGCAGGGAGGCCACAGUGUCCAUACCCCACUCAGCCCCCUCUCCCGAAUUUCCCAAUCCCAACGCAGGCUCCCUAUCCCGGGCCUCCCCCACCCUUUGGAUACCCACCACCACCUCCGAACCCUCAGCGUCCUACCUGGCCUGGAUACUAAUCCAGGACUUCUGAGGAGCAUCCUGUGCUGAUUCCUCCUUUUUCUGGGGACUGAGGAAGAGGAGGGAUCCCAGAGUGUUGCUCCUGGAUCCGUUGGUGCAAAGGAAU